Linum trigynum is the source of this 336-nucleotide messenger RNA. The record is from the annotation of a GenBank genome assembly. NCBI's taxonomy places the organism in Eukaryota, Viridiplantae, Streptophyta, Magnoliopsida, Malpighiales, Linaceae.
AUGCACCCGCCACUUCCACUCCGGCCACAAAACAAAAGUCUCAUCCCAUUGCCAACAACGUGCGGGGCAACGCUUAGUGGUUCUCAAGUCCCCAUUGUCGCCGCCACUUCCUCUUCCUCUCCAACAGUCUGUUUUCCUCUUUUCGAUCCAACCCUCCUUGUUGACGUGACGGUGGAGAAAACCAUUAUUGUUGCAGUCAUCGCCCCUCAAACCAUCAUCUCCUCAAUUGACGUCAGUUGGAUACCAGCCGCCAAUGAUGUGGAGAAGAAAAAAGAUGAUCUAUCGGACGGGCGAAUAUGGAAGAGCAACCUCAUUCUUGAUUUUUCUUUCCAAUAG